This is a messenger RNA of Thrips palmi, 5573 nucleotides long. It is a transcript of the gene olf413, whose product is annotated as MOXD1 homolog 2. Gene Ontology annotation, biological process: dopamine catabolic process; norepinephrine biosynthetic process; octopamine biosynthetic process. Gene Ontology annotation, cellular component: secretory granule membrane. The coding region runs from base 152 to 1924 and encodes 590 amino acids. The transcript is spliced from 10 exons. Gene Ontology annotation, molecular function: dopamine beta-monooxygenase activity; copper ion binding. Lineage: Eukaryota; Metazoa; Arthropoda; Insecta; Thysanoptera; Thripidae. The record is from RefSeq and is a predicted model, not a curated record.
CGACCGCGCCGACGCCGCCCACUGGACGCACUCCGCCGAGCUGGACCGGAACUUCGCCGUGUUCUGGACGCCCGGCGACGACGACAUCACGUUCGAGGUGCAGGUCCGCACGCUGGGCUACGUCGGCCUCGGCUUCUCCAGCGACGGCAAGAUGAAGGGCGCGGACAUGGUGAUCGGCUGGGUGCGCGACGGCCAGGUCUUCUUUCAGGACCGCCACGCCAUCGAGCGCUCCGAGCCCGAAGUGGAUUCUAGUCAAGACUACGAGCAACUGCUCGGCUACGAGAACGGCACGCACACCGUGCUCAGGUUUCGCCGGAAGUACGACACCUGCGAUCCGCACGACUUCAAAAUCACGAACGACACGGUGCGCAUGCUGUACGCGUACCACGACCGGGACCCCGUGGGCAGCGAGCCGCUGCCGUACCACGGGUCGCAGCGCGGCGCCCGCUCCGUCUUCCUGCUGGAGAGGGUGCCCCGCGAGGACGCGCUGCCCAGGGACACCCUCACCUGGGACCUGCGCAACCCGGCGGUCCCGCUGCCCAACACGGAGGACACGCUGUACUGGUGCAAGAUCUUCAAGCUGCCGGACCUGCGCCGCAAGCACCACAUGAUACGCUACGAGCCCAUCCACCAGGCAGGCAACCGGGCGUACCUGCACCACCUGGUGGUGUACGAGUGCUCCGGCGACGCCAGCCAGUUCGAGAAGCACGUGACGUCGCGCGGGGAGGCCUGCUACCACCCGCACAUGCCCAACGAGUUCCUCAGCUGCCACAACGUGGUCGUCACCUGGGCCGUCGGCUCCGAGGGCUUCAACUUCCCCUCCGAGGCGGGCUACCCGCUGGACCCCGGCUCCGGCGCCAAGUACUACAUGAUGGAGACGCACUACAACAACCCCAACAUCGACCCGGGCAUCAUCGACUCCUCCGGCGUGCGCGUCUUCUACACGCCCACGCUGCGCAAGUUCGACGCGGGCGUCAUCUCGGUGGGCCUGGACCCCAACUGGAGGCACAUCAUCCCGCCCGGCCGGCCCGAGGUGGUGAGUGAGGGCCACUGCAUCGCGGACUGCACGCGGCAGGCGCUGCCCGAGUCCGGCAUCAACGUGUUCGCCACGCUGCUGCACACGCACCUCAUCGGUCGCAAAGUACGGUUUCGGCAAAUCCGGGGCGGCGAGGAGCUGCAGCCGAUCACCGCCGACAACAACUACGACUUCAACUACCAGGAGUACAGGCGGAUCAAGAAGCCGGUCAAGGUGUACCCGGGCGACCACCUGAUCGCCGAGUGCACGUACAACUCGGAGGCGCGGUCCACCAUCACGCUGGGCGGGCUGACGGCGCGCGAGGAGAUGUGCCUGGCCUUCGCGCUGUACUACCCCAGGGUGGACCUGACGCUGUGCUACUCGCUGCCGUCGCUGCCCACCGUGCUGCACUCGCUGGGCAUCCAGGAGCUCAUGCCGAACUCUUCGCCCGUCAAGAUCAAGCUGCCCGAGGAGCUCCGCGACAUGACGCUGGAGACGCGGCUGGUGACGUACGACUGGGAGAAGCACUUCGGCUCCUUCCAGGACGCCACGCGGAAGGGCUCCUUCAAGCCCCUGUGCUGGGCCAAGAAGCCGGUGCUGCUACCGGGCACUGAGGACACGGAGGCGACCUACCCCAACAUCACGAGGGCGUGGCGGCCCGAGCCGUCGUGCCACCGACGCAGGCAGCGGCCGCACCGCAAGAAGCGGCCCGGCGACGAGGACGACGACGACGACAACGAGACCAUCUCGGACGACGCGCGCGACAACGCCGUCAUGGCGGACGACAUGGGCAACAGUCUGAACCCCAUCGGCGCGCAGGAGCAGUCGCGCCUCAACAGCGCCGCCGUCCGGACGACCAGCGCCGCCGCCGUGCUGGGCGUCGUCGCCGCCCUGCUCGUCCUCAGAUGAACGCCCUCGGCGAGACCCUCGAGGCCCCGUCGGCCACGGGCCCCCUGUGUGCCCCUGUGGGCGCAACGCCACUGUGAUAGGUCCCCCCCCCCUUCCCCCCACAACGCCCCUCGCCGUCGCCUUGGAGAACCCCUCCAUGCCCGCGCGGGGGCGUCGUCCACUGUGCUGUGACCAAUGCCUCGACUGAUGUGCCGACCACACUGCCAAACACGCAGUCUCUGUGGUCUUAAGGGAAACUUCACUUUAUUUCAUGAGAAAGGUUUUGUAUUUUUAAAAUACUAGGGUCGUGAAAAUAUUGUAUUGUGCGUGUGUGUGUGUGUUAUACUUUCCUUUUUACUUCUGAAGCUUUCCGUAAGAACACAGACGGUUUGAACGGUGUGACGUUUGGCCCUGCUCCGCAGGCGAGUUGACAUUCAGCGAGGCUUCCCCUUCCCCCUCCCCCUCGCCCUGUCGUUGCAAACACCUCUCUUUUAGUCAACGCGAGGCUGCAACGACUUGGUGGCAUGUAUACACUGUAACAAAAUGGACUAAGAUUUUUUUUUUUAGUGUUAUGAUUCAGAAAGAAACAAUGAACUUUGAAGAAAUUAAUGAAUUUACUUGUACUGCAUUAUUUUCUUUUGCCACUGUGCUCCUACUUUGAUGGAUUGUGCUGUGCAUAGAGUGAGGGAAUCAAAGCAAAGGGAAGACAGUGAGUUUUUAAAAGAGCGAAAAUAAGAACCAGUAUGCUUUAGAUAGAAGACUUAUGGUGUAUAUGAUGAUGACACUUGAGUUCUGUUAGACCUUGAAGAAUGUAUGGUGGUGUGAAGCAAAUCUGUCUAGUACUCUAUGUAUUUAUUUUUGUACAUAAUGUAUGAUAAGACAAAGGCAUAACUGUGACAGUGAGAUGUUGCAAGAGCCAUUGAAGGUGAAAGAAGUACUACAGUAGUUUGCCUUCAUCCCCAAUGCACCUGAAAUAAAAACAAGAGAGAAGCAAAAUAUAUAAGUGCAUUAAAUGUCAUCAGUUCUCACUUUUCAUACCAUGAUGCCAGGGCUAUGCAUGGUAUUCCAAGCAGAGAUAAACAGAGUAUUUAUCUUUGAUGUAUAAAGCCAUUAGUUACUGUGAUAUCGUUAUGGUCUUGUCUUUACACUAAUCAUGUGGCAUAUGUACUGUACAGUAUGUUAAAUUUCCAAAUUGGGAUUCUUGACCUGCUGUCCAUAGUAUCUGGCAUCAUGGGUUAAAGUGCCUAUACAUUAUACGUAAAUGUUUAUUGAACUCCACAAAUUUAGGCGUAUUGUUUGGAGAACUUUUUUUUUCUUUAAGUUGAAGACUGGAGGUUUUAGUUCGCCAUUUAAAUUGCCAUGCGCAUUCUAGUUAAUGUUUUCUUGGGCUCCUUUCUUUUAGUCCUCACUACAGAUGCUUUAAAUUUUAUUCAGUUUCAUAGUUUUAUCUGAUAUCUCUCCCCAAACUUUGGAAAGACCCAAAAUAAAAGGUUCAUUUACUUGAAUUGAAAGUUACCACUGUUUGGUAUAUGUAAAUUUACUAAUAUUUGAAAUGUUGUUCUUGUACGAUUGUGUAUGUAUUGUAGACAUCAUCUAGUUUCCUUCAAUACCGGAAAAGUAUUCUUGGGCUUGAGUUGACCUCAUUUGCUUCUGGCUCAAGGGUGCAAAAUACCUCCUUUGAAAUCCAUAAUUUUGGCCAUAGGCUGGCUGGUGAAGUUCUAUCACUUACUGCUAGCAAGUGAAUUAUUGUUCUACACCAUUUUCAACCUGUGGGCAGGAUUCUGAAAACUAGUAUAUGUCCAUGUAUUGUUAAAUUUGAAUAUGCCCUCUAGCUUCUAUAUUUAUUGUAUAUUACUGUAAUUUAAGAGGGUAUAAAAAUUAUAAAGUAUGUAGGGUGCUGACGAUUUAAGAACAUAAUAGCUGAAAGCACUGAAAGAUGUAUAGGUGGGGUGUGACUUGGAUGAACAGAUGGAAAACGAAGCAAGCAGCACUAAUAGCUGAGUGCAAUGUUGUAUAGAGUUCGUACCAUUUUACACACUAGUGAUUUAACUUGCGCACUAUGUUAUUGCAUAGUCUCUUAUUGUGUUUGUUGUUGUUGUUGUUGUCGCUUUGGUCUCAUGCAAAUACACACUUCAUGUGUAGAUUGAGAUCCACUCUUGAUAACAUUGCUAGUCGUAUGAGGUCCAAUCUUAAUUUAUUUUUUCUAUUGAACUGGAUGAACUACAGUAAAGCUGGCUCUUUUCAGAGAAUAUUCCACUCACUCACCUAGUGGAAUAACUUAGUGUUAGAAUUGCACACCAUCAUCACAAAGGCAUGAGUUGACCUUUUACUUCUUCUUUUUUUUUUACCACUCGCCAUACAUUGCCAUGACUACUGGAGAAAAGUUGAUGCAUUUACCAUAGGAAUCUCUUUUUGAAUUAGACCGUUUUUAAUAGGUGUUUCUACUUCACCUCUACUGGUUUUGUCGCUUCAAAGCAUGUCAUUUUAUCGUUGCCAAGCAAAAGGCUGAACCUUUGCCAAAAAUAAUUAGACAAUUGAAGCCAAGAAGCCACCAAUUCAUGUAAUUCACAUACGUCUACACAAGAGUUGCAAAGGGGGAAAAGAAAAUAUCAUAAUGUUUGAGGGGUGUCUUUGGAUUGACACCAUAGACAUCCGAUUUUGUCUAUUUCCUAUUCAAAAAGCACAAAAAAAAAUGGUAGCACACCUUUCUUUCCGUUUCAUUGUGUAGACAAUAUAAAGUGUAGCUCCUGCAGAAUUUUACUGUACAUUUUCAUCUUUCCUUUUCCAAAUACGAGUGUUAGGAUAAAUGGUUUUAUUUUUUGUAACCAUAGAACAAAUAUGUACUUUUCAUUUCACUCCUUUGAUAAAUCUAAAUGCGUCUUGUAUUUUAAAGCAGCUUUGACAAUUCUCUGAGAUGUGCGCAGUUUUAGAUAGAUUGGAUAAAUUACCCAGACCAGUCUUGUGUAAGAAUUGUGAUGUAGUGCUGAAACUAAGAAUAUCCUAGCAGUUCUAAACUGCCAUUAUUGUGUAAAAUCCAGUUUAUUUUAUGUUCUUGUUUGCUAAACGUCUGUAUUUUAAUGCAUCAUGAUAAGCUUGUCUCUCCUGAGCAACUCGUUAGUUCCUUGGCUAAUUAUUCAUACUACUACAGCUACCCCACCACUUUUGAGUAAGUCUUAAAACUUGAACCUACUGAAGGAUAAAAGUAACUUAAGUUCUCCAUGCAAUAUUAUUAAGCAACAAAAAAAAAGUUAAGAUUCAAUACCAAACAAGCACUUGGUCCGCUACUACCAAUAUUCUCUGACAUUUCCAACCUAAUAUGUUGUGAAGUAAAAUUGGCUAAGAAUUUUAUUUCUUAAUGAAACUUAAAGAAUAGCCCAAAUCAAAACAUCACAGGAAAAAUUUGCAAUGACCUAAACACCAUUUCAAUGCAAAAAGGGGGCUGCUCGAAAUCAUCAGAAGCCCUAAACAUGUAAAGAUAUCACCGAAAAAUGUGAAUAAACUAUACAUCAUGCAAGCAAAUUUUGAGUAAUCUUGCUUGUGAUAGUCAAAAACCAAAUUGUAAAAAGGAACUUUACUGUGAAUAUACAUAGAAGGUAAAUAAAAACCAUGUAAAACCAUGUAUGAUUGUUUGUACACUUAUAUAUAGAAAUAAAAUUAAUAUCAGACAGUA